AUGGGUACACCCCGAGACUACUAUGCAGACUUAGAGCUGCCACCGACGGCAGACGCUGCGGAAAUUCGAAAACAAUAUCGGAAACUUGCUCUCAAGUAUCAUCCAGAUCGCAAUCCUGGGCGAGAGGCAGAAGUGAACACCCAGUUCCAGAUUAUCCAAACGGCGCACGAAAUUCUUUCCGACCCUGAACAGAAAGCCAAGCACGAUGCUUCGCGAGGGCGCGGUAGAUUCCCAGGAGCUUCGGGUGUUAAGGGUAACCCUUGGUCAAACGUCAGCGCCCAGUAUCCGCCCCCUCCUCGGCGCAACAAUGCAAAUCCUCGAGCUCCGCCAUCGGGCGCACAAAGAUGGCAACGUUUCUCUACGGGGGUUCCUCCCACUGCAAAGCAGUAUACAGCAUCAGAUGCCGAAUCGAAGAAGAAUGCUGCCCGAGCAUUCGAAAACAUGCGAAAGGGUGCAUCGGCCAAAGCGAACGAUCAGCCACGACCUCCCCCUCCACCUCCGCCACCACGGACUGAAUCUGCCAGACAACGUCAAGAGGCCUCGUUUGGUGCAAGAAAGACAGGUUUCCAUCCUCGGACAGCAGGGGGCGAUGAACCACCUGUAUCAAGUAGCAACUACAGCUCGCGACCUGCUUCGGAACGAUAUGCGCAGCGAUUUGGCUCUGACAUUCCACAACAAGCACCUCCUCCUACUCCCCAACGGCCUCCUCCAACUGCGAUGCCUGAUCCAUUAAGCCAAUUCAGAGACCGAGACAGUACAGCCGACCCCCGACAAAGCACUCCUUAUGCGUCGUCAAACGGAGGCGAAAAGACUAACCCUUUCGACGGCAUCUCAAUCAACCGGGCUAAGAGUACUCGGGAAGCAACUCGCCAAGAUCAAUCUGCCUCUGAGAAUGAAGCCUUCAACCGACAACGCAGCGCCAGUGCACCGAAGGGUGGAAAGGCUGAGGACGUUCCUUUGAAUAAUAAGGCUCCUGAACAACCUUCGAUACCUCGGGACCCGGCAGACCGUCCUAAGGCGCCGUUGAAGAAAACUCGCAGUGGCUUCAAGAGUGUUCCGCUGGGACCUAACCAGCAGGCCACCGAGUUUCCCGCAAAUGAUAAACCAACUGAUUCACCUGGUGGCCCAACAAUUUUUAGUUUCCCUGUCAAUGAUGACAUUUUCUCACGAACAUCACCUGACCACCAUCGAUUCUCUCGGCGAAGUACUGAUGAUAUUAACACUAGUUUUGCUGACGAAGAAGAUGCUACUGGGUGGGCGUUCAAUGCCGGUGGAGCUGAACAGGAUAGCCCAAGUAGGCCCCGAAAACCAGGUCGCCAAUCCCCAGGGAAGCGGCCCCCAAUGAGCGGCAAGAGUACACCAAGUUUCAUGUCCGAUGCUGAGAGAUCCGACUCUGCUAAGCCCGAGUCGGCCUUUAACCCUGCAGGUUGGGAUUUUGGUCCCCAAACAUUUGUUCCUCAGCCGUCAAAGUCGGUAUCUCCCACGCGGUCUACCCGAACAAACUCACGAAAGCCGAAGGCGUCCAAAAAGUCAAGCCAUGCCAAUCUUGUGGACGACAGCAGCAGUGAAGAUGAGGUGUUGGAAUGGCGUGGCCGAAAGGUGCAAGAAGAACCACCUGCUGCUGAGAGUCCCCAGGCUAUGGACAUAGAUACUCCUCCUGCGCCGUCCUCCAUGCCGCCACCUCGACCUCCCAAGAUACCUUCGCCCCAGCCAGUUCAGACUACGCCUUCACCACAACCUGCUCAGCCUGUGAGCCAACCUCAGCAACCCGUUGGAGCAGACCAGGCUCCUGGAGUGGUACCUGCUCCGCAUGCUGCCCGAAACAUCAAUGUCGAGCCCACCAGACCCGAGUGGCGACCUGGCAAUGUUGACACUGUCAAUGGUAACGAGCACAGACCUGAGAGUCCCAGAAAGGCAUUCAAUCCAAACAAUAUGGGAUCUGAAGACAGUGAAGAGUUCCAAGCAAGCUUCGCUGACCUCAGAAACGUGGCGCCAUUCACUCAACAGAGUUCCGGCUUGAAGUCUUUCUCUGACCUGAAGGAUAAUUUGCCAUUUGAAAGCAAAGCAGCGCCUCAGAUUCCAAUGAAGCUACCUAAGGUCCAUCCAUUGAUCUUUCCGACAGCACCUACUGCUCCUCAAAUCCCAGCUGCCGCUGCUGUUAACGGCGUCAAGCCUAGCGCGCUUACCUGGGAGACAUAUGUCAAAGAUUUUGAACAAUACUUGAAGCAAUGGGACACGUUCAACGCCCAAGUCGUCGACCAUUUUGCCACCCGAAAGUCGCACAUCACUCGUACCCGAGAAGAAAAGGGGUAUUCAUUCUUGGAAAACCGGGGUGAUGCUGACAUUCAGGAGUAUUACAACUGGCUCGAACAGGAUAUGGAUGUUCGCCGACGCUGGGCGGCUGCAUGCGAGGAGCAUGAACACCGAUUCCGAGAAUUCAUGGCGUUCCGAAUGAAGAUGAAGUAA
Fusarium proliferatum ET1 is the source of this 2466-nucleotide messenger RNA. RefSeq lists its product as uncharacterized. The record is from RefSeq and is a predicted model, not a curated record. The transcript has 4 exons. NCBI's taxonomy places the organism in Eukaryota, Fungi, Ascomycota, Sordariomycetes, Hypocreales, Nectriaceae. Gene Ontology annotation, cellular component: cytoplasm. Bases 1 to 2466 code for a protein of 821 amino acids.